GCAGGGUAGAAGCACCCUCCCAUUUUGUCAGCCUUCCCUCCCAUAACAAGGCUGGGCCCCAAGCGGAGAUUGUGUGUGCUUUGCCCACACGCUGCCCUCCCUGCAGAUCCGCUCACAGCGACCGAGGACGGCGGCCGCUGCAUGCUUUGAAAAGUAUCUCUGCAGAAGGAAAUCCACCGAGUGCUGCUUCAACCGUGCAGCCGUCCCAAUUAUAUUUUUCGGUCAAACGCUGGAAACUGCACAGUGAGGGAACCAGUGUGAAUCAUGCUGUCUCUUGGCGCCAUGAAAGAUGGCGUCAUCCUACCCAGCGAGGAAGACCGGAAACGGAUUAUUACCCAAAUGAAAGUAAGGACAACUCUGAAAGGGGACAAGAGUUGGAUCCAUCACAAGUCUGAUUCUGAGGAGAAGCAGAACCACAGUCCUUUGGUACCUUGUACAGCAUCAUCUUCCCACAGAGAGCCACCGUCUCCUUCAGCGCAAAAAAAUCUUUCCCCAAAUUCUUCUACUGCCACAUCAUCUUCUGGGUACCUCAUCAGGGGAGUUUUCACCAAGACGAUUGAUAAGUCAUCUCCGUCCAAGACAGCAUCCAAUGGGACACAGAAAAGUGUCAAGAGCCCAAGCCAGACCUCCCCUUCCUCCCAAGGGCCCAAGAUGUCCACUGAAGAUUACAAAAAGAUAGCUCCCUACAAUGUUAAGCGUGAACUCUCACACCCAGGAUACGGACAACCCUCCGUUUCUCCAGAGGAGCAGAAAAAGAGGACAGAAGCCGCUAGUAGUGUCCUGAGGCGAACGGCUGGCAGGGAACGCUCCUAUGUCCUUUCAGCUGCAAAGAAAAGUGGAGGAAGUCCAGUGCAAGAGGUACCAGCCAUUGUGGCUAAAAAGGUUGACGUACCAGUUGACUUCGGUCCACGAUCCAGAAGUCAGACUGUACCUGCCUCAGCAUGGUUUAACAGUCGUGGGAGAAGCACCAAUGGAGAAAGAAGAACCUCAGAGUCUCCCCAGAAUGAAUCAAGGCUGGCCAAUAUUUCUGUGAGAACAAGUGUUGAUACAACCACCAGCAGAAAUGUGGCCUCCAAACCCUACCUUGAAACUUCAUUCAACUAUUCCAUAUCUGUGGAGAGCAGGAACAAGUCAGAUGAGAAGUAUGAAACGAGUUCUGGACAUGAUUCUCUCCCCAGGAUCCCUACUUCUCCAAAGAGAAGUGAGAAGAAUGAAAUGCAGAGUCACACGUUUUUUGACAAAUCUGCCCUGGAGCACAAACAUGAAGUUUCCAAUGGAGAAAAAAAACUUAAGGAUCCAGACUCAAAAGCGGCAGAAUUCUACCAUCAUCAGCCAACCGCAGAAAAGGAAAACACUGAUGUAUCUCCAGGAAUGGGGUACAGGGCAUCCCCUCACCUGGACAACGACGAGGGUUUUGACUCAAAAAGAUCUGAGCUACAGCCUGGGGAAAGUAAUCUGAGCACCACUGGAGUCCAGUGUGAACUUCUAAGUAUUCCCAAGAGGGAGGAAUCAGAUGUGGAUAUUUCCAGGUACAGUUCCUUUGUUACAGAGAGUAGAAUUACCUCCCCGCAGAACCAGUACAGAGAUCAGAGAUCAGAUGAAGAUUCAGACAGUAUGUCUUACUACCCCUUCAGAGAUGCUGGGACUAGCAUUCCAAAAAGCCAUAGAGUGCCUUUUUAUAAGAACAUCUGCGACACAGAAAGUGGAAGGAAUUUGACUGAUUCCGAGGCAAAAGAUCUCCCUGCUUCCUUUGAACAGAAGAAUUUUUCUAACUAUGAUUCAGAUUCCUCGGCAUCAGGCAAAGGCCUCCUCUUUGUGAAAGAAUCCAUCAAAAGCAUGGAGCUGUCCUCCUCCCCACGUUACAACAGUCGCAGCUUGGUUGACUUGUCUGAACUGGAGAAUCCAAGCUACAGCAGUACCAGCUAUCUGAAUAACACAUCUCCCAAAAGGUCUUUGGAAGAUAUUUGUACUUCCUGUGGCCGAGUAAUCCGCAACUGUGCCAAGAUAUCUAUUGAGAACCUCAACAUCAGCUGCCAUGAAUAUUGCUUCAAAUGCGGAAUCUGCCACAAGCCAAUGGGAGAUCUGUUGGAUCAAAUCUUCAUUCAUCGGGAUAUUGUCCACUGUGAUAAGUGCUACGAGAAGCUCUUUUAGAUCCCACGGAUUGGACCGGUCUGCCCAAAGAGACGCCUACCUUCAUCUGUGUUCCUGGGUUCUCCUAAGGACUCUUUGAUCCAGCAAGCAUCCUCUUCCCCAGCCAUUCCUCCUUCCUCAUCUUCAGGCAGGCCAAGUGGUUUACAUUCAACAAUGAUGAAGUUAUGUCAUUGAGGAUGCUACAUCAGGAAGAGGAUGUAUUGCUGCCUGAGUUUCAACUGGCUGCAUCUGGGGACUCCUCCUCAGUCUUGGUUGCUCGUCCAGGAGUCCUUCUGCCCUUCCUUCCAUGAUAGCACUGUGGCUUCAUUCAACUUGGCCAGCAACCAAUAAAACCAGGCUUUAUAGCAGGAAGGAAGAGGAAACGGGAUCAUCUGUUUUAAAAAAAAAGAGGGAGGGAGAUUCAGUCAUUUUUAUCAGGAACACAUCUUAUUCCAUUUAUCCCUAGGAAGUCUUUAGCCACAGCUAGGAAGCAUUCAGUUCCAAGACACGUGCCUUGAAUGCAAAGGGUUUUAAAAUGGAUGUGUAAAAUGUUUUGAUUCCAAAGGCAUCAGGCACAAAACACCGGUGUGUGUGUGUUUUUCAGCCAUUUCAGGAGGUUUUUGAGCUUGAAACACUCUAGAACAGGAAUCUCCAACCUUGGCCCCUUUAAGACUUGUGGACUUCAACUCCCAGAGGGACUCUGGAGUUGAAGUCCACAAGUCUUAAAGGGACCAAGGUUGGAGACCCCUGCUCUAGAAUUGUCUGAAGUAAGAAUUUCGAUGUUUUGCGCACCUCAAAAGUUUGCCUUCGGGAAUCCCUGAGACCGAGGCCACGCAUCAGGCAUUGAGGUUAUGUCUUCUGCAGGUUUUUUUAUUUUUUUACCAUGGGCUGAGGCUGAUGGGAUUUGGAAUCCAAAGCGCCAAGGGAGUCACUAUUUUGUUUUAUCCUCGUUUUACCCAGAGAAGAAAUUAUUGAGCUAACUCAAAUGUUUUUCAAACAUGGCAAAACUUUUAAGAUGUGUGGAUUUCAACCCCCCAGAAUUCCCCAUCUAGCAUGGAAUUCUGGGAGUUGAAGUCCUCACAAUUUAAAGUUCCCAAGUUUAAAGUUCCCAAAUUUAAAGUUCCCACAUUUGAAUUCAAUGGUCCAAUUGUCCUAUUCAGUAUCAGGCAGCGUCUUGCGUCUACCGCUGCGGUAUUUUUCCCUCCUGGGGAAAAAUUAUUUUAUAAAUAUCAUUGAUUCUGUUUGAGAUUAUACAUUCUUCAUUGUUGGGAAAUCAGUUAUGGUUAAUUUCUUAGCUAUUUGUAUCAUAUCUCUAAAGGGAUAAUAAGCGUAUAUGUGAGAUAACAUACUUUUUGCAAUAUUCUUGAGUUUUAAUUCCUUUACACCUAUUCUCUUCAGACUCAAGUGAAGAGACUUAUGCUGAAGCUUUCAACUAGCUAGUAGCUUAAUAUAUUUUUGUAUAUUAACAAAAAAAUAUGGAAGAUAUAGAUAUAGAUAUGAGGAAAUAUAUAUGAUCAUGUUUAUGUGAUGAGUAUAUUGGAAGUUUUAACAAACAGGAAGCAGAAGGGGAAAGAUACAUAGCCACACUUUCAGUCUCUGUUUUCUGCACACUAUAUCAAUUUUAACUUGGAUCAUCGUUGCCUAUUUCCAGAUACCUGGGCAAAACAAUGGGAAAUAGGCUUCUCAAAGGUCAAAGCCUUUACUGUCAUUGUACAUAUCCUGUAUACACAAGGAAAUUGGUUCAGCCUCUACUGGUGCAGCC
Ahaetulla prasina is the source of this 3892-nucleotide messenger RNA. It is a transcript of the gene ZNF185, whose product is annotated as zinc finger protein 185 with LIM domain. Lineage: Eukaryota; Metazoa; Chordata; Lepidosauria; Squamata; Colubridae. Bases 265 to 2151 code for a protein of 628 amino acids. The record is from RefSeq and is a predicted model, not a curated record. The transcript is spliced from 26 exons.